GGCACGGCCCCGCGCCGCUCGCCGUGCAGGUUUUCUUUCCGGGCCGGCGAAGUCGCGUACGGAGCGCCGGGGGCUUCCGGGGUGCGGCGGGAGGCGGGUGCGGGGCCGCUCUCCCCCCAUCUUCCCCCGCGGGGAUGGACGAGGACGGGCUGCCCAUUGUGGGCUCCGGCAUCGACCUCACCAAGGUUCCGGCUAUUCAGCAGAAGAGAACUGUAGCAUUUCUAAACCAGUUUGUAGUUCACACCGUGCAGUUUCUCAACCGCUUUUCUACGGUUUGUGAAGAGAAAUUGUCAGCGCUCUCCCUCCGUAUCCAACAAAUUGAAACAACACUCAAUAUUUUGGAUGCAAAGUUAUCCUCUAUCCCUGGCCUAGAAGAUGUCAAAUUUGAAGUGUCCAGUGCAAAUAUGAAUAGUGUUACAAAUGGUCCUGUGGCACAAGCUACUACGGAUCAGCAGACGGCUGUGUCACCUCAAACUGGACAGAACAACAUACCUGAAGAAGGGCUACAGAAAACGGAGGUAGUAACAGAAAAUGUCAGAACUGUGGCCAAGGAUCCGAGAUAUGCCAGAUACCUCAAAAUGGUACAAGUGGGUGUUCCUGUAAUGGCAAUACGAAACAAAAUGAUUUCUGAAGGGCUAAAUCCAGAUCUUCUUGAGACCCCAGAUGCCCCUGUGCCUGCCUGGGGAGAUGAUGGGAAUGCAGAAGACAGUUCUGAUAGUGAAUCUUCAUUUAGUGACUAAAAAGACUGAUUUUGGCCUUUGGAAACCUCUGUUAAGUGCUGAUGUGUUUGGAGCGUGAGCAGGUUUUGCGUGGGUCACAUGGGUGACGUGAUCUAUCUGACAGCAUUUUUAGAACUAAGAUACUCCACAUUCUCUCCCAGAAGGUUUGAACAGGCAGCGUCUUUCAACCUGAACCUUUCCACCACGAAAAUUAGUCGGGAGAUCCUUGCAAUAUUUAUGCUGCAUCAUUGCAGAUUCUUUUCUAAUUCUUCUGAAAUUAGACUUUUCAGAAGUCCUAAUUUUGUAAAACUCUAAAAAUUCCACACCUCUACACCUCCAGGUCUCUAAGACUGCAUCUGGUUGUUGUUGGCUUUUCUCUAUAACGCUUUUAACCUAAGUUGCCUUCCUUCUGUCCCAUAACAUACAGGUAAAGUAACUUUUCUAAAUGAAAAUAUUUAAUUGUAAUCUGAUGAUGUGUAUUUUUUUCUGAUACACUAUAUUCUGAAGUGACGCAACAAGAAUUACACAGAAGUCAGCUAUCUCAUGGUGAUUGCCAAUUAGUGACGCUCUGUUUUGAAAGAAACUAAAAUACAAGUGAAAAAUACAUUGAAAACCAAUCUGAAUCUGUUUUCAAAGCAUAUACCACUAUUCAAUUUCAUGUUAGAGUCAGUACAAAGUUGUUCAAUUCCUGCUGUGUGGAAAAGUUGAUUUAUCAAAUACAGGUGACAGUGGUGUAGAAAGCAACAAAUUUUGCAAGAUUGGUUUGAAAAUGGCACUGUGAAAGAAGUAAGUGACUGGAGGAUUAUUAAUGGCAUACCAGAUUCUUGCUGCUUGUUUGCUGUCACAUGGGUCAGUAGAAACCACUUUCUGACUGCGGUUGGGCUUAUUCGAAAGGAGCUGUGGCUGAGCAGUUUGCAUAGGGUAAGAAAUCACCUCCAAGUUGGUGCCUUUGCUGAUAAUUUUGGCAAAGAAGACAAAAUUUAGUUUGUAUAAUGAUAAAACUACCCUGCUACCUCUUGAGGUAUGCAUUGGGGAACAAUACAAAGAAAUCCACUUGGAGCCUGACUGGCUCUGAAGACUUCCUUCCGAAGUACUUAAUCUACUCCAUGAGUCAAAAAUGACACUUCAUUUCAAAAAUGACAUUUCUUCUUUAAUGUAAUUUGUUCCACAUGAAAUUUUGCACAGUCUAUUUGAAUUCCCCAGAUUAUUGUGAUUAUCCCAGAAUGCUGUGGGCCAGGGAAUCACUCGCUUUCUGGUAUUUCACAUUCUUCCUAAGACCAAGAAAAGACUAAAAUGGAAGCUCUAAGUGUACAAAGUUGUUAGCUUUCAUGACUAAGUCAUUAUCUUCUCUCAUAGCUAUUUAUGCCCCUUAAAUAGGUUAGCUGCUUUUUUUUUUUUUCCCGGCAACUUAAGCAUGGCACCUCCUUCAGUCUGGCAGACAUAUUUAAGCUCUUCAUAACCUGUAAAUCAGGAUAAUGCCUGAAUCCCUACGAGAGCACAUAUGCACUAGAGAAUGUCUAGAAGAUGACAUUUCAGUGAUGUGUUAAUUAUUAUUGAACACUUAAACAAAAAUAUUCAGUAGUUAACACUUGGUAAGACUUGACAAAUAUUAACGUAUCAGCAGUAUUUCAAAAGUAAAUAAUGUUUCAGAAAGCAUAGAUUAAAACACUGGUGACUUUUGGAAAUCUGUAUUUGAAACCUCAUUGAAGCAAUCUGUAUAAUUAAAGCUAUGUUUUGUAAACGAAAGAUGUGGUUCUAUUUAAUUCCCAUAUGUUGUUUUAAACAAGGUAAUGAAAAUUCUUCUGAAGUCGCUGCAAUUCAUAUUUCUCCAAAACUAGUUACGCUGAAGUUGCAUCAAUUUGCUAGCUGAAGAGGAGAGUUUUGAAAAUAGGGGAUUGGAUUAACCUAAGCCAUGUUAGCGCUCUGACUAGAGGAGGACUGAACAUCCCAUCGCUGCUAUUCUAACAAGAAAAUUUGCGGAAGACUGGGGUUAUGAGGACUGUAUGUUUGAUACUUGUGAACUGAUGUUAACCUGUGUAAGGGAGUAGCAUGAUUCAAGGAGUUGACUUGAGACUUACUAGUUGAUUAUUUUUUUAAAGAAAUAAAAAAGGUAACCAAAACACA
Messenger RNA from Phalacrocorax carbo (great cormorant), 2843 nucleotides. Lineage: Eukaryota; Metazoa; Chordata; Aves; Suliformes; Phalacrocoracidae. The record is from RefSeq and is a predicted model, not a curated record.